AUUAAAUAUAUUGUUGUCUUGUAGACAUAGUACAGGAUAUACCUAAUUUGGGACAAGAUAAUUUGUGUAAGAGUGUGUUAAUAUUAUUAUUCAUAUAACACUUGAUUAUAUCUUAGAUAUCUUUAGUGCUCAAUUUAACCUUCCCAAAUCUGCAGUGCCCUCAGGGCAAUAGAUAUUUCAGUUACACCAAAACACCUUUUUGCAGCAUGGCACCCUACUCCCUCACCAAAUUCUGACCCUUAUUUUGUUUAUAAGUUGGUUUAUUUUGCAUGGUCUUAUUGCUACGAUAGCUUUCUGAUACAUUCUUUCAAAUCACCCUAAUUAUAAGCAACCUAUUGAUACAUGUUAAAUAAUACACAUUGACAGACAAGACAGAAAGGUGCGAGCGCCAUAAUCACACCGAUCUACACCUAACCUCACGCUGAUCAGACAGCUCCAAUUUGCUUUGGUUAAUACAAUUCAUUAUCAUAUACAUGCUAUUUAUUUAAAAAUCUCUCAUAAUCACCUUUCCAAACAUUCAAACGUCAGUAGAAUUCACUGAUUUGAUUCUUUAUCUAUAUAUAUAAAAAUGAAUUGCUGUUCGCUAGUCUCGCUAAAACUCGAAAACGGACGGACCGAUUUGGCUAAUUUUGGUCUUGAAUUAUUUGUGGAAGUCCAGAGAAGGUUUAAAAGGAGAAUAAAUAGGAAAAUGCUGCUAAUUAAAUAAAAACAACAAAUUUGUUUUUACUUUGAUGUGUCCAUACAUAAUUUCUAUGAGAGAAUUUAUUGACGCACGGUUUGACAGUUCUGCUGUGAAACAAUUUCAGUAUAACAACAGGGUGCAUAUUUUACGAAGUAAUUCUUGAUGUUCUGAUAUAUUAUUGACGAAUUCAUAAAAAACAUUAUUUUAUUUAUUAUAUACAGAACAAUGUUUGUCGGGUCAGCUAGUAAUUUAUAUAAUUGAACAUAAUUAUAUUAAUUACUUGAACAGUACUUUACAAAAGUGCAAGUUGACUAAUAAAGUGGUGAGGGAUGAUAUUUCUCAUUGUAGUUUUUAUACAGUGCAGUCAAAGUGGCUUAGGUAAGACCUGCCUGAAAGCACAAGCUUUUGUUGGGGUAUAUGAAUACAGCCUUCAGUAACCAUGUUAUUAACAAAUGUUAAAAGAUAACCUAGAACUUCUAGUUAGGAAGAUUAAAAAUUUUAUACUACUAAGCGAUAUUUUAACACAUCUUCACACACAUUGAAGUCCAGUGCCUGUGUGGUACAAAAUACAAGUCUAGUUUUUGUGGAAGAAGAAGACAAACAAGAUCACCUGAUUUUGUGAUCAACUCAAGUCGCAUUGUGAGCAUGCGACUGGCCAGAAUCGCUUGGGGGACCUUUCCAACCCUUAAAAAUAUAACAUAAUUUGGGGUGUGGUUUUAAUGCUUUUUUCUCAGGAAUGGUGCAUUAUCUUGUACUUGAUGCCGGCUAGAUUGUGGGAACCACAACAGCGCCUAUUUCUGCCGUUAAACAGAAUGUAAAAAUAGCACAAUGGAUUCUGUAUCAUCCGACAGCAGUUCACAAGCGAAAGAAACAACUUCCACAGAAGCUGAGGAAGAGCAAGUUACUGAAGGGAGCAGUUCAAAUAAUGAUAGUUGGCGCUCCAGUCCACCGCUGCCACCCAAGGGGAUGUUCCGAUGUCUCUGCUGCCUGGGAAAGACAGUACGCUUACCAUCGGGACGGCUUCUAAACCACCUGCGAUAUUUUCAUGCCCCAGAUCUUAUUGAGAGCCGCUCUGACAACGGGGAAUACACCCAAGUAUGGCAAAUAUCUACAGUGCCCGGGAGGAUUGUCACAGCUAUACGUGUUGCAGACAUGGGCGUGUUCUUCCUGAUUAUUGAGAUGGAGUAUGACUCGUUCCAUGGAUGGUUGACCAUGGCAUCGGAUUCAUGGAUCACUCAUACAUUUUCGUACACUCUGACCAUAACUGGCAACGACCGUGAAGCAAUAUUCACGGAUUCUGUGCUGCCAUCGAAGUUGUGUGAAGGAACAUUGAAGAAACGUGGACACACACUGACUAUAACAGGAAAUGAUGCGCUAGCUUUAGUCAACACGGCGGCUGUCAACGGGAAGUUGUCAGUUCGACGGCUGCCGCUGGACGCGGUCGUGGCUCAGACCCAACCGCGGGUAGUUCUCCGGAUCGCCAACCGCGGGAGCGUACAAAGCGGCGGUUCGCCCGCUACACCCGACAUUGACAACCUGCAUCACGCCGAGGUGCCGCGGUACGUCGACCUCAGCCUGUUCAGCCUCAGCGCUGCGGACAGAGUCGCCCAAACGUAUGCAAGACGUCAAACACACGCUGAAGCAGAACAAAGAGAGGCCCAGCAACCGAUCAUUCCGGACCCAUCACCGUCUGAAAUGGAUCCCGUAGUACCCGUUGUAAAUAACAAUGGUAGGAGCCCGGGCCAGCAGCCCUUGUCACGAAGUGCUCGAAGACGAAUGCGGCAACGGAUGAGGGCCGCCCUCAACGUGACGGAGGCCCCGCGGGAGCCGGCACCGGGCAGGCGCCGGGAGGCAGCCAACAAUAACACACGAGAACUGCCUACCGUACCUGCUCAUUUAAUGUCAUUCAGUAUAAACGGAAACUCCGACCGAGGAAGAAUUGCCACAGACAGCCAGCCAUUGAGCAGAGGAGGUCAGCGAAACCAUAGAUAAAUUAGUGCUAGGAAUGAUGUUAUCAAAUUAAUUUUCAAAUGACGCAUCAAUUUUACAUUGAUUUUUAUUUCUUAUCUCUCUGGGGUGCUCACAUUGUAAGUAUAUAAAUGUAAAUAAUCCUGGCUUUUCAUUAUUGAUAUUAGUGCUGUGAUAAAGUUGUACAUGAAUGAGCAAUGCAUGCAAUUAUUUAAAUAAUACUAUUUGUAACUCAAAUGACUGUCUGGAUGUCCCCAGAGGUAGAAUGGACUUGACUUAUUUGUUAUCAAUUAGAUAUAAAUAUAUGUAAUAGGUAAUUGACACGAUGUUUAUGUUUCUUAACAAAUUAAUUUAGGUGAAUUAAUUGUUUUCAGAAAAGGACCCAAUUUCACCAAAAUAAUUUUAAUUGUAUCUAAUGGAGUAUCAACUCAAUGUUUCUUAAUUACAGCCAGUGUUGUUAAAUUGUUUCAAUUAGUUUUAAUAUUUUCUGAUCUCUGUAUUUAGUCAGACACAGUCUGUAUGCUUUUACUUAAUCAAACUACAAAUAAAUUAAUGUUCUAUUAUGUAUCUCUGUAUAGUCUGUUAAAACUACUAACAGUGUGGUGAAAUUAGCUCUUAAGUACUAGUAUAUUAUUUUACAAUUAAUUAAUAUUGCUUGUUAUUAGCAUAAUUUUUUUUUGACAUAGAUAUUUGAUUUCAAUAAUCAUUUUUUACAAAACAAAUCUCAAAUAUUACAA
Molecule: messenger RNA, 3387 nt
Organism: Leptidea sinapis
Lineage: Eukaryota; Metazoa; Arthropoda; Insecta; Lepidoptera; Pieridae
Exons: 6
Coding region: 1511-2674 (387 amino acids)
Cellular component (GO): cytoplasm
Molecular function (GO): ubiquitin protein ligase activity
Source: RefSeq, a predicted model, not a curated record